CAUCCCCGGAGCAUCCCCGGGAUCUCCCAGCGCUGGGAAUGCGCUGCCUGCAGCGUCCUUGGGUGAGCUGGGGACAGCACGGGCACCGAGGGGGUGACAGGGGGUGUCAGCGAGGGGGUGACACUCAGUGCUGGUGAAAUCAACCCCGUUCCUUAAGGACUUUCCAUUGCACGCCUCCGGGAUCGGCAGGAAAAUUCUUUCCCUGACAGCGCCCAGGACUCUGCUGUGCUGCCAGGGAGACCAGAGCACGCCCUGGGGAUGGGCUCGGCUCUCCCGGGCUGAGCCCAAGCCCUGCAGAGCUCUGGGGUGCCCCCUGCCCGCGGCUGCAGCUCGGAGGGACGCUGGGUUUUCCCAAGGACUGACUCAGACCGGGAGGGGAGCUCUGCUCUGUGCAGGGCACGCUGCUGCUGCUGCUGCAGCUCCCGGUGCUGCACAUCCCAAGGACUGCCCAGGUCAGGUAAUUGGGAGGCACUUGAAGUUUGACUCACCCACGACGAGUGCUUGAUCAGCCCUAAAACCAAACCAGGUCACCUCACCCCGCACGAGAAGCACUCACUGCUGCUGCUGCUGCUCGUGGUGGCCUGGUUUGGGCUGGAAAACAGCACUCUGGAGCUUGCACUGAGGGCUCUGGCCUCCCUCCAGGGAAACUUGCCAUUCCUGACAGCAGACUAUGCCACAGCCCGGCCAUGGCGGGGGCCGGCCAGGCUUGGGUGCUGCCCGUGCUGCUCUGCUGCCUGUGCCCAGGGGUGGGGGUUCAUCCCAGCAGGGACAGAGCGUGCCGAUCCCACCCAGCCUGGCUCCGGGCACUGCCAGGGACCCAGGAGCAGCCCCAGCUCCUCUGGACGCCGCGUGCCAGCGCCUGCCCGCCGUGCCAGCAACAACUCCUCCCCGGCACCACUCGUGCCCCGCUUUCACCAGCAUCCCACGGGGCUGAAGGUGCUGCGAGCCUCAAGUGCAAGGGCCGCGUGUGGGUGGAGCCCGCGCCCGUGGUGCGGCUGGGCUCGGACAUCGCCAUCGGCUGCCGCUCCCGGCUGCGCUGCCCCUCGCCGCAGCUCCUCAUCCUCCUCAACUACAGCCGCGCCCCGGGGACGCCACUGGCCCUGCCCGGCGGCGCCGUGCGGCUCCGGCUGCGCCGCUUCCAGAUGCCCCUGGCCACCGUCACCUGCUUCUCCCGCUGCCCCCACAGCGACAGCCUGGUGUGCGGCACGGAGCUGCGGGCGGGCUACCCCCCGGACCCUCCCGGCAACCUGAGCUGCGCCAUCGCCGAGGGCUCGGAGCGGCUGCAGUGCGCCUGGCAGCCGGGACGGGUCACGCACCUGCCCACCCGGCACAGCCUCCACCUGCGCAGGGUGGUGGCACGGGAUGAGGAGGAUGAGGAAGAAAAGACCUUCCCUGCAGACUCACCUGUGCUGCUGAGGGAGCUGCACAACGACAGCCACUACUCGCUGUGGGUGCAGGCCAGCAACGCGCUGGGCACUGCCCGCUCGGCCCCGCUGCACCUCAGCCUGCAGGAGCUGGUGGUGCCCGCUCUGCCCGUGCCCGUCGGGGCUGAGACCACGGACACGUCCCCAGCCAUCACCACCACCCACUGGAGCAGCCAGACCCGGCUGAGGAGCGUGCACUGCGAGGAGAGGCGCAGGCCCACGGGCACCCCCGCCUGGCACGUGGAGCUGUGCGACAAGGUGCCACGGGAGGGUCCCCGCUGGCAGCACGAGCUGCAGAGCGACACCGAGUUCGUGUUCCAGGCCAGGUGCCGGCUCGGCACCGCCCGCAGCCCCUGGAGCGCCUGGAGCCCCCCGCUCCUGUACCGCACCCCCGAGGCAGCCCCCGCCGCCGCUCCCGCCGUGUGGCGGCGCCUGGGCCGGGCGCUGCCCGACGGCAGCCGCGAGGUGACGGUCCUGAUCAAGCCGCUGGCCCCGCGGGAUGCCCGCGGGCGGAUCCUGGGCUACGCCGUGAGCGCCGGGAGCGCGGCGGGAGCGCGGCCGCUGUGCCGCACCGCCGGCACCGAGUGCGCCGUGCUGGUGCCGCCCGGAGCCCGCAGCCUCCUCGUCACCGCCCGCAACGCCAAAGGGACCUCCAGCCCCGCCAGCAUCCCCCUGAACCCCGCUGCGGAGCAGGAAGCAUUCCCAGCCCCAGAGGCCGUGGAGGUGAAGGCGGAGCAGCAGAGCAGGCUGCUGGUCCAGUGGCAGCCCCCCGCGGCCAGCCCGAGCCCCCUGCUCUGGUUCAUCCUGGAGUGGGUGUCCAGCCCCCAGCACGGCCAGCAGGAGCAGUUCUGCUGGGAGAGAAUCCCGCACGGGGAAACGCACGCCUACAUCCAAGGGCCAGCGGCGCUCCCGAGCGUGCGGCUGUUCGCGGUGUACCCCGGCGGGAGCAGCGCGCCCCGGCCCGGCACAGCCCCUGCAGAGGAGCCGCUCCUGGGCAGCGCCCACAGCCCGACGUCCCAGGAUGAUGACAUCCGAGUUCUCCUGGGACUGAGCCUCAGCGUGCUCGGAUCAUCCGUUCUCUUUGCAAUUGUGAUGUUUAAAAAAUCAGUCAGGAAAAGGGUAAAGGCCACCCUUGUGUCCCUGCUGCCCAAGUGGCUCUUUGAGGACUUUCCCCGCAUGGAGAACAGCAGCGUGGUGAAGUCACUCCAGGACAAGGCGGAUUUCCCCAGCUCCAGCCUCCAGGAGCCCUUCCUGGCCCCCGCUGACCCCGCGGUCACGGAUGUCCAGGAGGUGCCGGCGCAGGAGCGGCCCCAGAGCGUGGACACGGAGGUGCCCGAGCCCAGGGAGGUCCCAGGGGCCGUGGUGGCCCCCAGCAGCGUGUCCCCAGGGCAGCUGGGUGCCUACAAGCCGCAGCUCUCCGUCGGGAACGCUUUGGGGUACGUCGCUGCUGGGAUCCCGCAGGCGCAGCCACCCGCGGCAGAGGCGGGGAUGUCCUGCCUGGACUACAGCAGCCCCGUCCCCCAGCUGUGGGAGCAGCAGGGAGGGACACCCCAGCUGUGCCUGCUGGACAAGAUCAACCUGGUGCUCAACAGCAGCCUGGAAUUCCCGGGGCGGGCGGGACCCGGACCCGGCCCGGAGCAGCGCUGGGAGCCGCCCGGCGACGGCCCCGAGCAGAUGCUGGUCCCCGAGGAGCUGCUGUCCUGCCUGAGAGCCACCAACGGGGACCCUGCCGCCCUCAGAGCGUGGCAGGGCUGCUCUGGGAGCAGCUGGGACUGGGGAUAAAGCCCUGGAGCCGCGACCAAGGCGGUGUCAGCGCCGGGACUGCCGAAGGGAGAGCCAGAGCAAAACUCCCAGCUGGAAUAUUGCUGUCUUACUCCGCUGCAGGGUCUUGGGGCUGCCUGGGAGUCUUGGGCCAGCAAAUCCCAGUUUUAACCUUACCUCACACUGGCAGGAGCAAAAAACCCAUAAAGCUUGGAUUCCUGGGAUGCCAAGCAGGAGAUUCCUGCAGGAUGAAAUAUCAUCAAUCACUGCUCAGCAUCAUCCUCUCCUUAAGGGUUUGGAGCACUUCAUUCCCAAGAGUUUGGAGCACUUCAUUCCCAAGAGUUUGGAGCACUUCAU
Passer montanus (Eurasian tree sparrow) is the source of this 3542-nucleotide messenger RNA. RefSeq names its product interleukin 23 receptor (gene IL23R). NCBI's taxonomy places the organism in Eukaryota, Metazoa, Chordata, Aves, Passeriformes, Passeridae. The transcript is spliced from 17 exons. Gene Ontology annotation, cellular component: membrane; external side of plasma membrane. Gene Ontology annotation, biological process: cytokine-mediated signaling pathway. Bases 687 to 3206 code for a protein of 839 amino acids. Gene Ontology annotation, molecular function: cytokine receptor activity; protein binding. The record is from RefSeq and is a predicted model, not a curated record.